Messenger RNA from Salvia hispanica, 3599 nucleotides. RefSeq names its product 26S proteasome non-ATPase regulatory subunit 1 homolog A-like. NCBI's taxonomy places the organism in Eukaryota, Viridiplantae, Streptophyta, Magnoliopsida, Lamiales, Lamiaceae. Gene Ontology annotation, molecular function: enzyme regulator activity. Gene Ontology annotation, cellular component: proteasome complex; proteasome storage granule; nucleus. Gene Ontology annotation, biological process: proteasome-mediated ubiquitin-dependent protein catabolic process; regulation of protein catabolic process. The record is from RefSeq and is a predicted model, not a curated record.
GGCCCUUCGCUCAAGAAACACUAGAGAAAAGCUCCAUCGGCGAGACGAAGCAAGAAAAUAGUUUCUCCAAAUUUCUUCUGCUAUCGCCUUUGAUCCCAUCGCAUCUCCGGAAAUUGUGAAGACCGGCGCCCUAAUUCUGUGCAAUGGCUGCGGCUAUGACGGUGAGCUGCGCCGGUGGGCUACUGGCGAUGCUCAACGAGAGCCACCCAACUCUCAAGAUACACGCGCUCUCUAAUCUCAAUACCUUCGUCAACUACUUUUGGCCGGAGAUCUCCACCUCUGUCCCAAUCAUAGAAAGUUUAUAUGAAGAUGAAGAAUUUGAACAAAGGCAUCUAGCUGCCUUGCUUGUUUCCAAGGUUUUUUAUCACCUGGGUGAACUUAAUGACUCACUAUCAUAUGCUCUGGGAGCUGAUCACCAGUUUGAUGUGUCAGAGGAUUCUGAAUAUGUCCACACUCUUCUUGCUAAGGCAAUUGAUGAAUAUGCUAGUCUGAAGACUAAAGCAGCUGAGGCAAAUGAUGAAUCUGCAGUAAUUGACCCUAGACUGGAGGCAAUUGUUGAGAAAAUGCUUGAUAAAUGUAUUGCAGAUGGAAAAUACCAACAAGCUAUAGGAGUGGCUAUUGAAUGCAGGCGACUGGAUAAGCUUGAGGAAGCAGUUAUAAGGAGUGACAAUGUUCAUGCUACUAUUAAUUACUGCAUUGAUGUCUCUCAUAACUUUGUAUACAGAAGAGAAUAUCGUCUUGAGGUGCUCCGGCUUCUUGUCAAGGUAUAUCAACAAUUGCCCUCACCUGAUUACUUGAGCAUUUGCCAGCGCCUAAUGUUUUUGGAUGAGCCCGAAGGAGUAGCAAGCAUACUGGAGAAACUCCUACGAUCUGAAAAUGCAGAUGAUGCACUGACAGCAUAUCAAAUAGCGUUUGAUCUCGUGGAGAAUGAACACCAAGCCUUCCUUUUAAAGGUAAGGGAUCUGAUCCCCAGUGCCAAGAAGUCGCAGCCUUCAGAGUCAAAGCAGUCUGAUUCUGCACAGCCAGAUGCUGAUGCUGUGACAGGAAGUAUUCCUGUUGUACCGGAGGAUGUUCAGAUGACAGAUCGGACUCAAGCAGAUAAUAGUGCAGAAUGUUCUAAUCCACGUGAAGCUGCUUACGAUGAGAGAUUAACGAAAAUGAGAGGGAUUUUGUCUGGGGAGACUUGCAUACAGUUGACUCUGCAGUUUUUAUAUAAUCAUAACAAAUCAGAUCUUCUCAUUCUUAAGACCAUAAAGCAAUCUGUAGAAAUGAGAAAUAGUGUUUGCCAUAGUGCAACUAUAUAUGCCAAUGCCAUUAUGCAUGCUGGAACAACUGUGGACACAUUUCUUCGAGAGAAUCUGGACUGGCUGAGUAGGGCGACAAAUUGGGCUAAGUUUAGUGCUACUGCAGGACUUGGGGUUAUCCACAAAGGUCAUCUGCAACAAGGAAGAUCGCUAAUGGCACCUUACUUACCACAAGGUGGGGCUGGUAGUGGUGGUAGUCCUUAUUCUGAAGGUGGAGCUUUAUAUGCUCUUGGUUUAAUCCAUGCAAAUCACGGGGAGGGCAUUAAACAAUUCCUGAUAGAGAGUUUGCGUAGUACUAAUGUUGAGGUUAUUCAGCAUGGUGCCUGCCUUGGUCUUGGUUUGGCAGCUUUAGGCACUGCGGAUGAUGAUAUCUUCGAUGAGAUAAAAAAUGUCCUGUACACGGACAGUGCUGUAGCUGGUGAGGCUGCUGGUAUAAGUAUGGGUUUGUUGAUGGUUGGAACUGCUAGCGAGAAAGCUGGAGAAAUGCUUGCUUAUGCUCAUGAGACACAGCAUGAGAAGAUUAUUAGGGGUUUGGCAUUGGGUAUUGCACUUACUGUCUAUGGGAGAGAGGAAGAAGCAGAUACUCUGAUUGAGCAAAUGACUAGAGAUCAGGACCCUAUCUUGCGCUACGGUGGAAUGUAUGCUCUGGCGUUAGCAUACAGGGGAACAGCAAACAAUAAGGCCAUACGUCAACUGCUGCACUUUGCCGUAUCAGAUGUGAAUGAUGAUGUCAGAAGAACUGCUGUACUUGCCCUGGGAUUUGUUUUAUAUUCUGAUCCUGAACAGACUCCUCGAAUUGUUUCGCUGCUAUCAGAGUCAUACAACCCACAUGUUCGUUAUGGUGCUGCACUAGCAGUUGGAAUUUCUUGUGCAGGUACUGGUCUUAGCGAGGCCAUAUCAUUGCUUGAACCUUUGACAUCAGAUGUCGUUGACUUUGUCCGCCAAGGUGCUCUAAUUGCAAUGGCAAUGGUGAUGGUACAAACCAGUGAAGCCAGUGAUUCCCGUGUUGGUCAAUUCAGGCGACAACUGGAGAAAAUAAUCGUUGAUAAACAUGAAGACACAAUGAGCAAGAUGGGUGCAAUUUUAGCAUCUGGAAUCCUCGAUGCUGGUGGAAGGAAUGUGACCAUCAAGUUGCUUUCAAAGACGAAGCAUGAUAAAAUGACUGCAGUUAUUGGUCUGGCCGUAUUUAGUCAGUUUUGGUACUGGUACCCACUAAUAUAUUUCGUUAGUCUGGCGUUUUCACCAACUGCAUUAAUUGGUUUGAACAAUGACUUGAAAGUGCCGAAGUUUGAGUUCCUAUCAUACGCAAAGCCAUCAUUGUUUGAAUACCCAAAGCCUACGAUUGUACCUACCACUACUUCGGCUGCUAAGCUACCUACGGCAGUUUUAUCUACAUCGGCUAGAGCCAAGGCCAGGGCCAGUAAGAAAGAUGCGGAGAAAGCAAAUGCUGUAAAGGCCGAACCAAGUUCUGUAAAGGGAAAGGCAAGUGAGGAAGAUGACGACACCAUGCAGAUUGAUAGCGCUGCAGAAAAGAAGUCUGAACCUGAGCCAUCAUACGAAAUCCUGACCAACCCGGCUAGAGUGACUCCUGCCCAAGAAAAGUUCAUCAAGUUUCUUGAAGACAGUAGAUAUGUGCCGGUAAAGUCAGCACCCUCAGGCUUUGUUCUGCUAAAAGACCUUCGUCCAAGUGAACCCGAGGCAUUAGCUUUGACCGAUUCACUCUCAUCCACAGCACCAAAUGCUGCUGAUGCAUCAGCCACUGGACAGCAGGGCUCUGCCUCGUCAAUGGCAGUGGAUGACGAGCCUGCUCCCCCACACACGUUUGAAUAUACAUCAUAGUGGGAAAUGCUCCAUUUCCUUUCUCUAUGAUUCUGCUGAGUGUCCGAACGGAAAUCAUUGUGGCCCGAAAGUCAGUUAAUCAAAUACUUGGAGUUGUAUCCAAUGUUGAAUUGAGCUGUUGAGCUUCUGCUCUUCCUUCAAACCUGCUCGAUUAUGCUUAUUUGCUAUGUUAUAUAUGAAUGCGGGGAAACAAGAAGUCUGUAGAAAACUGCAUCGCAGGAAGUCUCGGUGAGCAGGGGCAGAAGUCGACCAUAUAAUUUCUAUGUAGAUGUACGGGUUACAGGAGACGCCGGUAGUUUAAUUUGUAUUAGAUCAACUUUGCUGUAAUUUUUAUCUUCACGUUUUGUAUUAGAACAUGGUUUCAACUUUGGUUUGUAUUAGACCGAUGCUGACGAUGCGAAUGAUCGUGCAGUUGCUGUGUAACUAAGUUGAAUUAUUAAAACAUGAUAGUGCUGA